This is a messenger RNA of Quercus robur (English oak), 1919 nucleotides long. RefSeq lists its product as uncharacterized. Lineage: Eukaryota; Viridiplantae; Streptophyta; Magnoliopsida; Fagales; Fagaceae. The coding region runs from base 506 to 1345 and encodes 279 amino acids. The record is from RefSeq and is a predicted model, not a curated record. The transcript has 2 exons.
GUUACCAAAAAGUUUUAAGGUCUUUUUCUAAUGUUAAUGCCAACUGCCAAAAAGUAUUUAAAGUCCCUUCUUUUGUACAUGUCCAUUUAGAGUCACGGUAAAACAUCACAUAUAGAAACAGAAAACUUGAUCAAAUGAAGAUGCUUUUAUAUCUCUCACUAGCAUUCUGGAGGGUUCUUAUUCCUAAAGUAAAAGUGUCUUUGGAAACCCCCUAGAGAGAGGGAUCAUUUUGUAGCCUUUCGGUGCUUAAGUCUUCAAUUUCAACUGUUUUCACCUUCUUUACUCUUCUUUUUUUGUUUCUGAUGACAACUUCGAAGAAUGGAAUCAAAUAUAUUUGGCACUCUUUCUUUAACAUCCAUAAUUCAUCACACCCUAUCCCAAUAUGCUCAUAGCUCUAGACAAAAAGAAAAGCUUGUUUUUUGAAAGCCCAACAACAUUUUUAAAACUGCUUUCACUUCUUCAAAAUAGAGUUUGGUUGCAGUGAUUGGGGGGACACUCGGUGGACAUGGCUGUUGAUGUUUGCUCCGAGAUUUCAAGCACAGGAAUCAGCCCAAGAAUCUCCUUCUCCUAUGAUCUGAAUCAGACAGAUGUUUUGCCAAUUGAGCGCUCAGACUUGACCCUCUUGGAUUCCAGCUCUGACUUCGUUUUCUGCAUUGGUAACAACAGCUUUGUGCAAGAACUGUCUCCAGCUGAUGAGCUUUUCUCCAAUGGCAAGAUUCGUGCUAAAGAAAUCAAGAAAAAUGUCACAACCCCAGAUGAAAAUGAAAUUCGCCAUUCCCAAUCUCAGUCCGUUUCUUCUUGUUCUCGCUCACAUCAGCCUUCUCCUUCUUCUUCUUUUACUGGGAAUAGUGAAAAGAAGCAGCUCAAAGAGUUCUUGUCCAACAGUAUUGACAUGGAAGAUGAAAAGCCUGCAUCAAAAUCAUUCUGGCAGUUCAAACGAAGUAGCAGCCUCAACUGUGACAGUUCUAGAAGCCGAGGUUUAAUUCGCUCAUUACAGUUCUUAUCAAGAAGCAAUUCAACUGGUUCGUCAGUACUCAAUUCCAAUUCCAAAAAAACAACGCUGAAUUCAACAAAAGAAACUCAGAAGCAGCAUUUGCAGAAACAACCAUCUGUGUCAAGUAGAAAGUCGUCAUCAUCAUCAUCAUCAUCUUCAAGUACAUAUUAUUUCUACAGCUCAUCACAAAGACCUUCGUUAAAGAAGAAUAAUAGUGGAUCUUAUGGCAAUGGGAUUCGAAUUAGUCCUGUCUUGAACCUUACACCACCAUACAUUUCUAGAGUUACUGUGAGUUUUUUUGGAUUUGGUUCUCUCUUCUGUAAUGGUAAGGUUAAGAACAAGAAGAAAUAAUGUUUCAGUCAGUAAGUUUCUUUUGCUACCUCAUGUUCAAGUACUGAUGGAUUUAGCUGUCAAUCAUUUUGUUUUAUGAAUCAGCAUGUGAUGAUCAGACUGUAAAUUGAAAGAAAGUUUUUAGUGAAGUAAAAAAAAAAAAUACCUUUAGAAAUUACAUGAGCUAUUUUAUUUUUAUUUUGGAAGAGUGAAAACUACAGUACAGUGGGAUUGGAUGGACGGUAAUUGUUGAUGUGCAUAUCAACAUGUUAUGAGCUUGGGAGACAGAUAAACAAGGUAUCCUUCUUUCGUGGCUCACCCAUGCCCUUUUUUAUCUUUGAAGUCUUUCUUCAUAAUUUAAUGUGGCUGUCUUUUGUUGUUUUGAAGGGUGAUUGAAGGCUUCUUUUGGUGUUUUCUUUUGUAUGUUUAUAAAUUUAUACUUUGAUUUGGAAUCCUUUAAUUUUGGUCUUUUUGUUCUAUAUUGUGAUAUUAAGGACAAAACCAUUGCUUCAAGGGAUUCCGAUUUGAAAAAAGAGGAUCAAUGAUUGAGGGGGUUCCUCUAACUUUUAGCUUGAUAAUCUAAGGAUUGGUUUGC